This is a messenger RNA of Sorex fumeus (smoky shrew), 2506 nucleotides long. It is a transcript of the gene MYADM, whose product is annotated as myeloid associated differentiation marker. The transcript has 3 exons. The coding region runs from base 87 to 1055 and encodes 322 amino acids. Lineage: Eukaryota; Metazoa; Chordata; Mammalia; Eulipotyphla; Soricidae. Gene Ontology annotation, biological process: negative regulation of heterotypic cell-cell adhesion. The record is from RefSeq and is a predicted model, not a curated record. Gene Ontology annotation, cellular component: cell-cell junction; plasma membrane.
CCGCAGACGCCCCGAGCUCGUGAGGUGUGCGACUCUUCUACGCCGGCCGGUUCCUCGUCUGUUGGUUCUAGACCCUCCCCGCAGCCAUGCCGGUGACUGUGACACGCACCACCAUCACGACCACCACGUCGUCGUCCUCUGGCCUGGGCUCCCCGACCAUUGUGGGGUCCCCGAGGGCGCUGACCCAGCCCCUGGGCCUGCUGCGCCUGCUGCAGCUGCUGUCCACAUGUGUGGCUUUCUCGCUGGUGGCCAGUGUGGGCGCCUGGACGGGGCACAUGGGUAACUGGUGCAUGUUCACCUGGUGCUUCUGCUUCGCCGUGACCCUCAUCAUCCUCUUCGUGGAACUGGCAGGGCUGCAGGCCCGCUUCCCACUGUCCUGGAACAACUUCCCCAUCACCUACGCCUGCUACGCCGCCCUCUUCUGCCUCUCGGCCGCCAUCAUCUACCCCACGACCUACGUGCAGUUCAUGUCCCAUGGCCGCUCGCGCGACCACGCCAUUGCCGCCACUGCCUUCUCCUGCAUCGCCUGCGUGGCCUACGCCACGGAAGUGGCCUGGACCCGGGCGCGGCCCGGUGAGAUCACAGGCUACAUGGCCACCGUCCCAGGGCUGCUGAAGGUGCUGGAGACCUUCGUGGCCUGCAUCAUCUUCGCCUUCCUCAGUGAUCCGUCCGUGUACCAGCAGCGCCCGGCGCUCGAGUGGUGCGUGGCCGUGUACGCCAUCUGCUUCAUCUUGGCGGCCGUGGCCAUCCUGCUGAACCUGGGCGAGUGCACCAACGCGCUGCCUGUCCCCUUCCCCACCUUCCUCUCAGGGUUGGCCCUGCUCUCCGUGCUCUUGUAUGCCACGGCACUGGUGCUCUGGCCCCUCUACCAGUUUGACGACAAGUAUGGUGGCAAGCCGAGGCGCUCCUUGGACCCCUACUGUGCCCGGAGGCACAGUGACCAUGUGUGCGACUGGGACCGCCGCCUUGCCGUGGCCAUCCUCACAGCCAUCAACUUGCUGGCAUAUGUGGCUGACCUGGUGCACUCUAGCCGCCUGGUCUUUGUGAGGGUCUGAGCCAGCCUCUUCCUCCUCCCGAGGGUGCUGCCUUCCCCUGCCCCCACUUGAGCCCCUCGUCACUCUCUUCUGCACCCAAGUCUCUGCUGGACCCUUCCCACUCUCUUCUCUCACCCUUUCACCCUUUUCUGACUUUCUCUGGAACCCUGCCACUUCCUCCUCCUCUCCCCUCCCCCCUGCCUGUUCCCCAGCUCCAAAGGUGCUGAACUCUACCCCCACAUCCCUCUUCUUCGCCCAGUUCCAUGCCCUCAGCCCCCCAUGGGGGGCCUCAUUGCCAAAGCAUGCCUGCCCCACCCUGGCCGUGCCUUAGUCUGUGUAUGUGAGUUUGGGGGUGGGGUGGGGUCUGUAGCUAGGGAUUGGGCCCCAUUUUUUUUCCAGAGGAGAAAGGACAUACAGUAUACUUUCCAUUUAAAAAAAAAACGGGGGAGGGCAGAACAACAGUACAACAGAGCAUUUGCCUUCCAUGCGGCCAACCUGGAUUUGAUCCUCGGCAUCCAAUAGGGUCCUCCACGCACCGCCAGGAGUGAUUCGUGAGUGCAGAGCCAGGAGUCAACCCUGAGCAUCACCAGGUGUGAACCGGAAAGCCAAAAAAAAAAAUUGGGGGGCGGGGAAGCAGCUGGAUUCGACCCCCAGCAAUGCAGGGAUACCCCCGAGCACUGACCUGGGUGAUUCCUGAAAGCACCGCCCCUGCAAACAGCUCUGAAGGUGCAUCAUUUCCAGGAGGUGGGAGACACCCAGCACAGACCAGGGCCCUGUCCACCACCCAGUGCACUGAUCAUCUGCAGGGGUUUUCAUUCAACUUAAGGAACACCCUCCUCCCUGCGGCCCCCCCCCCCCCCCCCAGACUCUGGACCUCUGUGCUGGGCUCUCUUAGUAGUACCCAGAGUCAUGGAAGGAGCUGGCCAGGAACCCGUUACCUUCCAGACAACUGCCGGAAUAUGAAGUAUUUAUGAGGGGUUACUAGGUGCCCCACCACCUCCUCAGUGUCCAAAAUAGCAACAAUAGCACUACCAGCUCCUCAAGAAGGAGAGGGAAGUGGCCACUGCCCGCCUUAAAGGCCAUGUAGGCAGAGUCAGGAAAGGAGAUUGACAAGGUGGCCCCCCCUCCCUUAAAGGGGAAGUCAUUUUCUUUGCUUUUCCCUCCCUCUGGGAUGGCUUGGGGUGGGAGGAAUUGCCAUAGAGGGAGGGUCGCAUUGCUUGGCUGUGUUGCACAUGCGUGUCUGUGAGAGCUGCUUCCUGCUGCUGCUUCUGCUUCCCCAGGACUCAUGUAUCAUGUGAUAUAUAUAAAUGUAUAAAUAUAUAUUUUAUUUUUUUUUAAGUUCCCAAGGCUUUCUGGCAGCUAGGGCUGUCAAUCAGAGAUGGAAACCAAGUUGUGUCCCUUCUCCCACGCCCACAUCUAAAAUGUUCAAAACAUUUUUUUAAAUCUCAAUAUAAAGUUGAAAGAAAGGCUAA